AUGGCGGUCACCGUCCUACCGGCCAGCUCACUGACGGAGUCUGUUAAGCAGGCUCUCUGCUCUACGACGACUUGCUCCGAUGCUACUGUUUUGUCCCUCACAACACUCCUCCGCGGGUCGUCCAAAGCGACCGAAAACCCCACGAGACGAACGAAAUCUACCCGCGAACCGGCACCUGCUACGAAUCGGGCUAGAACUGCCCGUGCGACUAAGUCUAAGGCUGGGAAUGAAGCUGUGUUGCAAUCGCUUGUUGAUCAUGAUGCGGCCGGCUUGUCGUGUCAGGAGAAGCUGGUUCUUGCUACGGAAGUGUUCAAUGCGACAUUGAAGUCUUUGACGGAAGCUUCGAAGGGCUCUGUGGCGAAGAGACAGAACGUAUCGGCUGAUAAUGCCAAUGGCGUUGACGCGGGCAUUGCAUCGUCAGCGGAGUGCGCGAGACUUGCUUUGUCCACAUUGCGCGCUCUCAAACCCGAUGUUGGGAAUAAUGAAUUCCCGAAUAUGCAACUUGAGCAGGGGCUGUGCGUUCUUGCUGGAAAGCUUAUAUCUCUGGGAUUGAACGACAUGGCAUACAAAGAGCUCCGGUUCCUUAAGCGGAGAAUUCAACAACACCUGGAUAGCAGCAAGGCUGGGAAGAAAGCCACCGAAGCGAAGGACUCGACGGACGAAGAAGGAAAAGAACGGAUGUCUGAUUUGUUGACUUUCGCCCAUAUCGCCAAUGCGAAAUCACUGUACGGCUUGAUCGUUCCCUUUCACUCGAAUGUGAUGCGACUAUUUGCUUCCGAUCGAAGGGCCUCGACUAUUCAGAAACUCUGCCCUGCUUUGCAAUUAUCCGACUCUAGCAGCCCUGCCCAAGUUAUUUUGGCUGCUUUGAAGUCAGGGCAGCUAUCAAACGACAAAGCUGCGCUUCAGCUUCAGCUAUUAUCUAACACUGUUCUAUCCCUCUGCUCAGGGCCAUCGCUAUCAAAAGACGAGACUUCCAAUAGUCUAAAGCCAACCGCUUCAUUAACAUUGCAACUACUUUCUCUCGAGAUUCGAUGUUUGAGCUGGAAGUUGUCAGGUCAUACUUGUGAUGAGAGCAAAGAAAUUUUCGAUCCUCUGCUUCGCUACUUCGGCAGCUUCUCCCAUCGCAGCAAGGGAAUCGAGAAGACCGAGUUUGCCGCCAUCUAUAAGACAGUUACACGCCUACAGACGUCCGUUGCCGAAACCAAAAAGAAAUCAACAGAAACGCAAAACGCAACCCAAGCUGCUAAACUCAUGACUCUCCUGGGACAGCUUGCUUUCGACGCAGGCUGCUUUGACGAGUCCAUGAAGUUGUUCACACAAGCCAUCAACCCACUCUCCAAAGCACAAAGUCUUUCACUAGCUACGGUUAGAUGUAAGAUCGCAUCCGUCCAUUUCCAGGCAUUGAAGACAUCGAAAAAGUUCCUGGCUGAAGCUUUAGAGUCUACAUCUGAGGCAACUGAAUCACUAGGGUUGCAGUUAAGAGGCAGUGCGAAUGACUUGGAUGAGCUUCUCGUUGAAGCAGCAAGAUUAAAAAAGCUAGCUCUUGCCUGGUUUGGAGAAGCCAUUGCCAAAACCCUUGGCAGUGAAAAUGAAAAAAAUGAAGCUGCCAGCCAAAUCAGGGAGUACCUCCAGGCGUUCCUCAGGUUCCUCAGGCGCUAUGUCGGACGCCAACCAACCGAAGAGAGCGAUGAAAAGGAGAUUGAAAUGUUCAACAACCGCAUUAACAUUUCAAAGAGCAUUGUUCUUGCCGGUGUUGACUCAGCCGUCGCAGUUGGGAAGCUGUCUAUCAUGUCCCAAAGUCCGCCCUGGGAAGACAUGCUCCCCAUCCUCGCUGACUGCCAUCGCCUACUCUCAACUAUCGACGCUCCUGAUGAGAAGGAUACAGAGACGACAGAAAACCUGGGCAUGGCAUUUGUAAAGCUCUCCAACCUGUUCUGGUCUCGAUACAUCAAAGAAAAAGAAGCUGGACAAGGCUACCGAGAGCUUCUUCCUCUUCUCAAACAAUCUACCCAGCUGCUUUCAGGCUGCUCACCUUCACAGCGCAACACAGCUUUUGCAGCCCUGAAAUUCGAGAGAAUGGCUCAUCUGUACCUCGAAGGCAAUAUGUACAAUGAUUCAGAGAAGAUGUUCCGGCAAUCGAUUGAGGAAUACAUUCUCUCUGGCACAUUGGAACAGAUUGUUAAGAACAGCGAGGGAAAUAGUCCAAGUUCAGUUAACCAGGACCCCAAAAGCCCUGGCUUUAUGCUUGGCCGCGUGCUUUCUGCUCUACUGAAGAUGAAGCUGCGCAGAAAGAACGCACAAUCAUCUGCUGUCUAUGACGAUACUGAGCUUGAAUUUGAAUCAAGAGGCAUCCUUCUUGAAUGGCAAAUGGACUUGCUCGUCGAUAUGCACAACUACUCCUUCGGCGAAGAAGAGUUCCGGUUGAUGCUUGGCUCAGCUGUUUCCUCGCUUCUCGACCUCUACGACUCUCAACUCCACCCAAUCCGCCAUAUUCGUGUAAUCUUCUCAUCCUUACGUCUUCUACUGGAGCACCCUACUGCGCUAGAGUCAUCUUUGAUUGAAAACUUGUUAGACGAAGGAACUGAGGCUUUGGAACAAGGUCUGCAAAUCGGGAAAGACACCGAUCUCGCUUCUUUUGCCAUCCACAUCAGCAAUUCGCUGCGCGUUAUUAUCGGUUUCCAUCAUGGAAAGAUCGACCCAAGUGAACUCGAUGCCACGCUUGGGUCGUGGACUUCUUUGGCUCAGAAAUGCGCUGAUUGGAAGACAUUAAGUCUUUGUGUCAAUGAUACAGACUACUGGAUUUUGCAGUUGAAGGCUUUAGUCGAUUACACGGAAAUCCAUGGCCUCUGGAAGGCUCAACUCUCCACUCUGGAGCUCAUAUUGCGUGCCACAGAGCUCCAACAAUCAGGAGAUCUCUCCGAUGCAAUCGUCAUUCUCUCCCGCUUAGUACUGCAAAACUGCCGUCUGGGAUAUUGCCAAAGGGCAGGCGACCUGCUUUCGCGUGGCGAGCAGUAUCUUACACAAACUAAAGUUUCUGCUCUUGCAACCCUCUCUUACAAAGUUGCUCGGGUUGAAUAUCUUCUGGAAACCGGACAAAGUGACAAAGCUGCAUCUGUCUUUUCUGCUGCUCGGUCAUUAUAUGAAAGAAGCCAGAAGACGGAACUCGGCAACUUGAGUGUCCUGUCCAAAAUCUCUUGGGAGAGAUUGGUAGCGGAUGCCGCAUUUGUUCAAUCCCGGUUGUUCUCCGCCCAGGGCUCAGCGACUCAAGCUCUUUACUUUGCGAAGUUGUCUGUGAGACUUAACUGCCGUAUCUGGGCCAAGGUCGAAAGAAUCGCUCAACGAAAGCAAGACAAAACCUUGCCCGCUGCGGGACCCUCUGAUGUUGAUGCCGUUGCUGAUGGGGUUGCAAAGCUUGAUCUAUCCCAGAACGGAUCUAGCCCAGAUGUGUCUGCCAGCUAUAUUCAAGGUGCACCAUUCUGGCCGCACCUGGGCUCUCACCACACCUGUUUGUUGAACCUCGCGACAUUAUCUGCCCACCACGGCUUGUUCCAGGAUGCUAUCUAUUAUGGAGAGCAAGCCCUGAAAAUUGAUAGAACCCUCGAUGCCAAUGCUCGACUUCUCGCAGCACAGACACAGCUUGGUUGCCAUUUAAUUCUCGGUGGCCACCUGAGCGAAGGACAGGAACAUCUUGCUGCGGCAUCUGAGUCCUCAAAGCAGACAUCGAAAAGUAUUGAAACUGUGUCUUUCCAAAUGGCACUUGCAUCUCUUUACCAGACGCAGGGCUCGUUCGACAAGGCACUUCGUGUCCUUCUUGAGGCGGACAAAGUUAUCACAACCAUCACUUCCGCAGAUAAGCCUGCCAGCGUGGAGGCAUCAGCUGUUGCAGACCUCGAAGACAAGUUGGACAAGUUGCGGGUUAGGGCGAGCAGCCGGCGAACACCAACACCUACUACCGCAACUACCACCCGGCGCACCCGCGCAACCAGCUCUGCGGCAUCCAAAACCGGUGCACCCAAGGCUGCUGCGCCCAAAACAACCAAGAAAGCUCCAGCCCCAAAGCCUACCCUCUCUGAAGCUCAGUCCAAAACUUUAUUACGGUUCAAGGGUGACAUUCUAAGGCAACAAGCCUAUUGUCUGCGUGAGUUGCGCGACUUUGAACGAUCCGCACAAACGCUCGCUGGUGCCCGACAAUAUGCCGUUUCUCCUGAAAGCAAGAUCGCCCUGGGAAUCGGCGAAAGCGAGCAUCUUCUGGCUGACGCAAUCCGCCGUUUUGCCAGCCAUGCUGUGUACUGCGUCUUGCCUGAAUCUACAAUUUCUCUCCCUUCGCUGAAAUCACCAAGCAAGACGGCUGAUGAGCCCAGUGUCCCUGCAGCGAAACCUUCCACACGAAAGACUAGGGCCCCAGCUAAAGGUCCUCGCACUAAGGCCCAGAAGGCCAGUGAUGAUUUUUCGGUUAUGCUUUCGAAGGCUACUGAUUGCCUUGCCAGUAUCUUCUCUGAUGCUACUGUUCUUGGCUCAACGCUUGAUAGCCAUGCUGCAUCUCGCUUGAUGAGCCGGAUUUCUAUGCUCUCGCAUGCCACUUCUCCUGGUGCACCAGCUACAUUGGCUCAGUCGCCAGCUAACAUGAAUGAAAUCGGACGUGUUGGCGCAUUUGCCCGGGAACGAAUGGCGAUUGACAUCGACCGACAGCUGGCUGACUUUGCCGACCCUCUCCUCUGGCCAGCCUCUUUCCCCUCGGCCGUCGAGCUGGACAAUGACUUGUGCUCCAACUUCACCAAGGACUAUGUGGAUAUUCUUCCUGAAAACUGGAACGUCCUCUCCUUGUCUUUGAGUGCAGACCGAACCGAAUUUGUGGUUUCGCGACUCCAGAAGGAUCGCUCUCCAUUCCUUCUACGGCUUCCCCUUCACCGAGGAAACUCGGAGGACGACGAAGAAGAGCAGUUUACCUUUGAAGACGGUAAAGUGGAAAUGCGGGAACUCAUCAAGCUCGCAAACGAGAGUGCGCAUGCUGCUAAGGCUCAAACCGACAAGGCAUCGAAGAAGGAAUGGUGGAAGACUCGCGAGGCGCUUGACAGUCGUAUGGAAAGUGUCCUCCAGAACAUUGAGAACAUUUGGUUCGGAGGCUUCAGGGGUGUGUUCUCGCCUCUCUCGCGGGACACCACUGCACUGGCUCGAUUCGCCAGUACCUUCCAAGGAAUCCUCGACAAGCAUCUUCCUUCUCGGCAGAAGGGUGGCAAAGCCGCAGGGCCUCGACUUACUUUGCAUCAAAACGUGGUGGACUUGUUCAUUGGGCUUCGCGACCUUGAGCAACAAGAAGAGCCCGAGGACACGCUGAUGGAUCUUCUUUACUUUGUGGUGGAUAUCCUACAGUUCCAGGGCGAGCGCAAUGCCUACGACGAGAUCGACUUCGACAUGAUGGUAGUCGAUACUCUCGACGCCUUGCGAUGCUAUCACGAAGCUGCCCGCGAGGAGCUUGCAUCGCGGCCCCCAAGACAUACAGUUCUCGUUCUCGAUAAAGCCCUGCACCUGUUCCCCUGGGAGUCCCUUCCCUGUCUUCAGGGAUAUCCAGUUUGCCGAGUUCCUUCUCUGGAAUGCCUCCGCGACCGAGUUCUCCAAUUCCGCAGUUCAUCGUCUGGGGCCAUUCUGAACCGCAAGUCGGGCGCGUAUGUCCUCAAUCCGACCGGAGAUCUGCGCUCGACACAAACAACCUUCGAGCAAGACCUGUCGCGGUUCAAGUCCUGGAAUGCGAUCGUGCAACGCGAACCGACUGAAGAUGAGUUCCGAGACUCGUUGGAGAAAAAGGACCUGUUCUUGUACUUCGGUCACGGAAGCGGUGCUCAGUACAUCCGCGGCCGCACUGUCAAACGGUUGACACAAUGCGCUGUUACUUUCCUUAUGGGCUGUAGCAGUGGCAGCUUGACCGAAGCCGGGGAGUAUGAACCCUACGGUACACCCAUGAAUUACCUUCAUGCAGGCAGUCCGGCGCUCGUUGCUACGCUGUGGGAUGUCACUGAUCGGGACAUUGACCGGUUUACCACCACCACCCUUGACGCAUGGGGUCUAGUAGAGAAGAAAGAUAAGAAGAACGGCGAGGAGAAUGUCGGGCUUGACACGGCCAUUGCGCGGUCUCGGAGCGCGUGUGUCCUGAAGUAUUUGAACGGCGCAGCGCCGGUGGUGUAUGGAGUUCCGGUGUUCUUGGAAUGA
Penicillium arizonense is the source of this 6204-nucleotide messenger RNA. Its product is annotated as C50 family peptidase. Gene Ontology annotation, cellular component: centrosome; mitotic spindle; nucleus. The record is from RefSeq and is a predicted model, not a curated record. NCBI's taxonomy places the organism in Eukaryota, Fungi, Ascomycota, Eurotiomycetes, Eurotiales, Aspergillaceae. The transcript is spliced from 2 exons. Gene Ontology annotation, molecular function: protein binding; cysteine-type endopeptidase activity. Bases 1 to 6204 code for a protein of 2067 amino acids. Gene Ontology annotation, biological process: proteolysis; meiotic chromosome separation.